ACGAGGCAGAAUGGGCGUCAAUGGGGAGCGGCCCCCAAUGGAAGCUGUGGGGCGAUGUGGGGCGGUGUGGGGCUGAGCCCCACCGCUCACUGCGCCCCCCCCCCCCCCCCCCAGAUCCGGGCCCCCCCGCGCUGGAGCGGCGUUUGCGGGCGGUGGAGGCGGAGGUGGCGGUGCUGAAAGCGGCGCUGGGGGACGCACUGCGGCGUAUCGGCCUCUGGGAGGGGCGGCUGCCCCACGCCAAUGGAGCCAUUCCGGAUCCCUUCACCCCACCGGACCCCACCGGGACCCCCCCACCCCCCCCCCCGCCGCCCCCCAUCCAUCAGCGUUGGGACGCAGACGGAGGAGACCCCCCCGGCAGAGCGGGGGGGGGCCCAGGAGCCGCCCCCCCCGGGGUCUCCCCCGUGCCCCCCCCCUCCAGCACCGUCCACGUCUUCCCCGGAACCAACGACCCCCGAAUCUCCCCCCCCCACGGCGACCCCCAGCCCGGCCCCCCCCGGGGCACGGAAAGAGCUCCUACGCAGGCACAGCUCCUCCUCCGGCAGCUGCAGCCCCCGCCGCCACCUCAGCAGGAAAGCGGCGUCAUCCGCCAACCUCCUGGGGAGCCCCGAGAGCCGCCCAAAGGAGCCCAUCAUGAGCCCAGGGUCACGCCGUGCAAACUACAACCUGGAGGGGGUCUCAGUGAAGAUGUUCCUUCGGGGCCGCCCCAUCACAAUGUACGUCCCUUCGGGCCAUGUGGGCUUCCGCCCCGAGCUGCCCCCCGAGCGCCUGCAGCUCGACUGGGUUUACGGUUACCGGGGCCGGGACAGCCGCUCCAACCUGCACGUGUUGGGCUCCGGGGAGCUCAUUUACUUCAUCGCCUGCGUCGUCGUCCUCCUCCACGUCCCCCUCCGCCGGCAGCGCCAUUACCUGCGGCACAGCGACUGCGUCCGCUGCCUGGCCGUGCACCCCGACCGUCUCCGCGUCGCCACGGGGCAGGCGGCCGGCGUCGACAAGGAUGGCAAACCUCUGCAGCCCGUGGUGCACAUCUGGGACUCGGCCACACUGCUGACGCUGCAGCAGAUCGGGUUGGGCAGCUUUGAGCGCGGCGUGGGCUCUUUGGCCUUCUCCUGCGCCGUGAGUCCCUCCCUCCAUCUGUCUGUCUGUCCCUCCUCCAUCCUUCUGUCCCUCUGUCCGUCCGUCUUUCUGUCCCCCUGUCCCCCUAUCCCUGGUCGUUCCAUCUGUCUGUCCGUUGGUCCCUCCAUCCUUCUGUCCCUUAGUACCUCCAUCCUUUGGUACCUCUGUCCUUUGGUACCUCCAUCCCUCCGUGCCUCUGUCCCUUGGACCCAUCAUCCUUCUGUCCUUCUGUCUUUCUGUCCCUCCAUCCUUCUGUUCCUCAGUCUCUGCUCCUUCCAUCCCUCCGUCCUUCUGUCCCCCGUCCUUCUGUCUCUCUGUCUCUCAGUCCCUGGUUCCCCCACCCUUCCAUCCUUUGGUCCCUCCAUUCCUCCACAUCCCUCCGUCCCUCGGUCCCUUUGUCCCUCUGUUCCUCCAUCCCUCCAUCCUUCGGUCCCUCCGUCCCUCCAUCCUUCGGUCCCUCCAUCCUUCGGUCCCUCCAUCCCAUGGUCCCUCUGUCCCUCCGUCCUUUGGUUCCUCCGUCCCUUUGUCCCUCAGUCCCUCCAUCCUUCGGUCCCUCCAUCCCUCAGUCCCUCCACCCCUCGGUCCCUCUGUCCCCCCGUCCCUCUGUCCGCCCCGCAGGACCAGGGCUCGUACCUCUGCGUGGUGGACGACUCCAACGAGCACAUGAUGUCGGUGUGGGACUGCGCCCGCGGCACCAAGCUGGCCGAAGUCAAGAGCACCAACGAGUCGGUGCUGUCGGUGGAGUUCAACCCCCAGGACAGCAGCAGCAUCAUCACCAGCGGCAAAUCCCACGUCUACUUCUGGACGUGGAGCGGGGCCACGCUCACCAAGAAGCAGGGGAUCUUUGGGAAAUAUAAGAAGCCAAAGUUCAUCCAAUGCUUCGUUUUUGAUGCUGCCGGGGAUGUGCUGACGGGGGACUCGGAGGGGAACAUCCUGACCUGGACGCGGGCGGGCGACGGGAGAGGAGUGGGGAAGGGGGGCAAAGAGACGUACCAGAUCGGGCAGCAGACGCGGGCACACGAGGGCAGCGUCUUCGCUCUGUGCCGGCGCCGCGACGGGACGGUGCUGAGCGGGGGGGGGAAGGACAGGAGGGUGCUGAGCUGGAGCCCCGCUCUGAGCCUCCUGCAGGAGGCCGAGAUCCCCGAGCGCUUCGGGGCGGUGCGGACCAUCGCGGAGGGGCCGGGGGAGGAACUGCUGGUGGGGACGACCCGCAACGCGCUGCUGAGGGGGACUCUGAGCGGGGGCUUCACUGCCAUCGUGCAGGGUCACACGGAUGAGGUGUGGGGUUUGGCCACGCACCCCACCCGCUGUCUGUUCCUCACCUGUGGCCACGACCGGCAGCUGUGCCUGUGGGACGGGCAGGAGCACGCGCUGGCAUGGAGCCUGGCCCUGGAGGACACCGGGCUGUGCGCUGAUUUCCACCCUGGGGGGCAGGUGGUGGUGGUGGGGCUGCUGACCGGGAGGUGGGUGGUGUUGGACACGGAGACGCAGCAGCCACUGGCUGGGGGGUCUGAUGGGAACGAGCAGCUCUCAGUGGUGCGCUUCUCCCCGGACGGUGCCUUUUUGGCCAUCGGAUCCCACGACAACGUCAUCUACAUCUACAGCGUCACCGAGGAGGGCCGCAGAUACAACCGCUUCGGGCGCUGCACUGGUCACUCGAGCUUCAUCACCCACCUGGACUGGUCUAAGGACGGCCACUUCAUCAUGUCCAACUCUGGGGACUACGAGAUCCUCUACUGGGACGUCGCCGGGGGCUGCAAACUCCUCCGCAACCGCUUUGAGAGCCGUGACCGCGAGUGGGCGUCGUACACGUGUGUGCUGGGCUUCCACGUCUUCGGAGUGUGGCCCGACGGCUCCGAUGGCACCGACAUCAACUCGCUGUGCCGCUCGCACCACGAGCGCCUGGUGGCCGUGGCUGAUGACUUCUGCAAGGUGCACCUCUUCCAGUACCCGUGUGCAAGGCCCAAGGCUCCCAGCCACGUGUACGGCGGUCACGGCAGCCACGUCACCAACGUGCGCUUCACCCACGACGACGGACACCUGGUGUCGCUGGGCGGGAAGGACACCGGCGUCUUCCAAUGGCGGGUGCUGGGGGGGCCCUCCCCGGAGCCGCGCUGAGGCCCUCCCCGUGCCGCCCCCCCCACCCCCAAAAUCAAACCCCGGGACCAAAGGGGCGCCGCCCCCCCCCCCCCC
Molecule: messenger RNA, 3306 nt
Organism: Gallus gallus (chicken)
Lineage: Eukaryota; Metazoa; Chordata; Aves; Galliformes; Phasianidae
Gene: EML3
Product: EMAP like 3
Exons: 21
Coding region: 241-3231 (996 amino acids)
Biological process (GO): microtubule cytoskeleton organization
Cellular component (GO): mitotic spindle
Molecular function (GO): microtubule binding
Source: RefSeq, a predicted model, not a curated record